This is a messenger RNA of Episyrphus balteatus (marmalade hoverfly), 3109 nucleotides long. RefSeq names its product nose resistant to fluoxetine protein 6. Gene Ontology annotation, molecular function: acyltransferase activity, transferring groups other than amino-acyl groups. Lineage: Eukaryota; Metazoa; Arthropoda; Insecta; Diptera; Syrphidae. The transcript has 7 exons. The coding region runs from base 518 to 2929 and encodes 803 amino acids. The record is from RefSeq and is a predicted model, not a curated record.
AUUCCAACUCAAAGUACUAAUUCCAAUUUCUUGGCAAAGAAAUGAGUUUUCAGUUCACUUUCGUUUGUGAAUCGGUUAAGACAUUUCAUACACUUUGAUAUCAUUGAUCGUGUCGGUUGCGGGUAUUUGUUUUCACCGUUGAUUGUAUACCUACAUAUGUCUGUUGCUGUAAAGCAUUACGUGUUGAUAGAGUCGUGAAAAUACAUUUCGUAACAAAAAUUAACCAGUUAGCACUUUUUCUUGGGCUUGUUUAAAUUUAAAGCGCUGGGCAAACGUAUAUGAAUACGCGUUGGUUUAAUUAUUCUUCAAAAGAAAGUUAUUCUUCAUUUUCUUCCAUUUACGCACAUAACUUCUGGCAAACCAUUCAUGCUUUUAUUCCGUUCUGUAUUUGUUGGUUUACUUAAAAGGCAUAUUGCGGUUAAUGUGUUAAUAAAAGAAUCAUCUUCAAUAGUUCUCUAGUUCAAUUAAACAAAAACCUAAAUUAAGACCAAUUUAUUAUUCAUUAUAAAAUCCAAAAAUGGAAAGGUUCCUUAUGAUUUUGUGGAUGUUUUUUGUUAUAUUGCCGCCCUAUACACGAGAAGAAAUAAUAAAUGCAGACGUUUUUAAUAUCGAUGCAAAAUCAAAUAACACAAGCGAACCAAAAAUUCACGAAAUGCAAAUGAUAAAUGAAUAUACUAAAAGUGAAAGUAAUUACAGAGAAACAACAAAUUUCUCCAUUCUUAGUUUGAAAGAUAUGUUUAAUGUGUUUGACGCGAAAAACAUUGCACUAAACUGGAGUAAAAUUUCUAAGUCAAAGAUUUCGAAAAACUGCACAGAACAAGUGUUUAGCUUUUUAAAAGGAUUGAAUAGAAGACAAAUGUGGGCAACUAAAAUGAAUGAUGCAUCCGGACACUAUACUUCAGGAUUUUUUUAUGGAAAUAAUUAUUGGAUGGGAUCAAUGUCACUUUGUGAAUCAAUUUACAAUCCGGAAAAUGAAAACUUUAGACUUAAUAAUGAAAAGGGAUCAAAAAACUCAGGAUUACCUUUUGCUGCAGCACACCAGCAUUUAUACCGCUCAGUACGUCAUCAAAACCCAUCAUUUAAACCGGGAUUUUUUAUUUUAAAAAUGUUGUUUAAUAUAACAUUCGAUGUGCAAGUGAUCCGAAAAAUUUACGUUGGAGUUUGCCUUCCGUCUGCUUGUUCCAUCAAAGAUGUAGGAGAACUUGUAAUGAAUUCGCAAACUGAAGUUUCAUACCGUCAAGUUGAAUUAAUUGACAUUCGAGUUCCAACAUCUAAUGUUUAUAGCCUAUUUCAGGACUCAACAUUCUGGAUUCUUACAGUCGUUUCAAUUAUAGUUUUCGUAUUGAUUAUCAUGGGGACAUUUUAUGAAACAUACUUAACAAAUCGAUUUCGUCGAGCUUUGCGGGAGCAUGAAAAGGAAAUGAUAAACAAUAGCGAAACCUCUUCAGGUAUUGGUUGUGGAGCUUCUGAUUACAGUGAAACAGUAAAAAAUGGUCUAAAAAACGAAUUUAAGGGUUCAAAUAUUGUUCUGAGUCUCCCACGUGCAGACAUUUUCAACAAAAAUAUGAAAUCGGAUGAACACUUCGAGGGUCAUAUUCCAGAACAAAAAAAAUUGAGCGUUUGGUCAGAACUUUUGCUAUCAUUUUCAGUCAUAACCAACUUUAAUGCAAUUUGCGAUCGCAACGUGGGACCAGAUACUAUCCCAUCAUUUCACGGUCUAAAAGCUUUUUCCAUGGCCUGGAUAAUAUUGGGACACACGUGUAUUGUAAUUUUUAAGUAUUCUGACAACAUGGAAAUGCGUAAGGAGGUCGAAAAGAACUUCUUCUUUCAGGCUAUUACAAAUGGGCCUUUUAGUGUUGAUACAUUCUUUUUUUUAAGUGGAGUUUUGGUGUCUUAUAUAUACUUUAGAACAAAUGCUAAAGGAAACCUUAAUAAUUUAACGAAGGGAGCAAAUGAGUUGACCACUGGUCUCGUACAUUUCACUGGAUUGGUUGGAUAUCGCUUUGUAAGAUUAACUGCUCCCUACAUGUAUGUUCUUUUUGUUGUCCAAAUCACAAUGAAAUAUUUAGAUGCAUUUUCAAUCUUCGAUCCACCUACUAUGGAUCACAUAACAUGUCCUAAAUAUUGGUGGAGAAACCUUUUGUACAUCAAUACUUUAUUUCCCGUUGAUGAAAUGUGUAUGCUCUGGAGUUGGUACCUUGCUAACGACACGCAGUUCUACAUAAUUGGAGCUAUAAUUUUAAUUGUUGCCGUUCGUCACUUUAAGCUAGCAGCCACCACUAUGUUUGUAUUCUUAUUCUCAUCGUGGAUCACGACAGCUAUUAUCGCCUUCAGAAACAACCACAAACCUAAUACUGAUGACCCACUCGCACUUUUUGACAAAAUUUAUGACAAACCAUGGACACGAUUGGGUCCCUAUUUGAUAGGAAUGUCUGUGGGGUGGAUACUAUUUAAGACAAAUUGCAAGAUACAUUUUUCGAAGACCAUAGUUUUAGUGGCGUGGACGUUAGCUAUGACAAAUUUGUUUGUACUAGUGUUUGGUCUUUAUAACAUGGAACUUUCUCAACUAACAGCAGCUGCUUAUAGUUCGUUAAGCCAUUCAGCAUGGGCUAUGUCACUGGCUUGGAUAACUAUUGCUUGUUCAACUGGGUAUGGUGGGCUUGUUAACACCAUUCUCUCAGCCCCUUGCCUGUACCCGUUUUCAAGAGUAACAUACUGUGCGUAUCUUGUGCAUCCAAUUGUGAUAAGAGCAAUGGCACUCAGCUCUGAUGCUCCGAUGCAUUUGGGGGCAGAGUCAAUGAUUGUGACUUUUUUUGGACUCGUGGUUUGUUCGUGGAUACUAUCAUUCUUAGUCUCGUUAUCGUUUGAAGCGCCUGUUGUGACAAUGCUCAAAAUAUUAACACCAAACCGAAAGAAGCUAGUGAAGUAAAGAUGGAGAUCAUCAACAACGACCUUAGCAUAACAAAACUUACCAAACUGAAACAUACUACAGAAAUAUAAUGUUUGUUUUUUAAUUCGAAAUUUAAUAAAACAGAGAAAUAUCAGAAAACUAAUACCUUAUUAAAAUAUACAAUAAAAUACACAAAAUUAUGAAAAUCCAAAAUCCAUU